AAAAGACAAAAGGAAAUUGAAAGAGUCGAUGAAGCGUGUUUUGAGCAAAUCGUUAAGUACUUUGGCCGCCGGCGGAGUGAAUCUUAAACCACCACCGCCAGAUUCGGGCGUUAUAGCUAACCAAAUCCUCUCUUCUCCCACAACAAUUGAUCAAUCUCUAGUCUCCAUCAAAACAACCCCGUGGACUCCAAAUCUCGUCAACUCUGUUCUCAAGCGCCUCUGGAACCACGGUCCUAAAGCUCUCCAAUUCUUCCACUUCCUCGACACUCACCACCGCUCUUACGUCCACCAUGCUUCCUCCUUCGACCUCGCCAUCGACAUCGCCGCCCGUCUUCACCUCCACCCCACCGUGUGGUCUCUCCUUCACCGUAUGCGCUCUCUCCGCAUCGGUCCUUCUCCUAAAACCUUCGCUAUCGUCGCCGAGAGGUUCGCUUCCUCUGGGAAACCUGAUAAAGCGGUGAAGCUCUUUCUGAAUAUGCACGAGCACGGUUGUUUUCAGGAUCUGGCUUCUUUCAAUACGAUUCUCGAUGUCUUGUGUAAAUCUAAACGCGUUGAGAAAGCUUAUGAGCUGUUUAGGGCUCUUAGGGGAAGAUUUGGUGCUGAUACAGUUACUUACAAUGUGAUUGUCAAUGGUUGGUGUUUGAUUAAACGUACGCCUAAGGCUUUGGAGGUUUUGAAAGAGAUGGUUGAGAGAGGGAUUGACCCUAAUUUGACUACUUAUAACACAAUGCUCAAAGGGUUCUUCCGAGCUGGGCAGAUUAGACAUGCUUGGGAGUUCUUCUUGGAGAUGAAGAAACGGAAUUGUGAAAUCGAUGUUGUUACUUACACUACUGUGGUUCACGGGUUUGGUGUUGCAGGGGAGAUAAAGCGGGCUAGGAAUGUUUUCGAUGAGAUGAUUAGAGAAGGUGUGCUUCCUUCUGUUGCGACUUACAAUGCUAUGAUUCAAGUUUUGUGUAAGAAAGAUUGCGUAGAAAAUGCGGUUGUCAUGUUUGAGGACAUGGUGAGGAAAGGUUAUGAACCGAAUGUGACGACUUAUAAUGUGUUGAUAAGAGGCUUGUUUCACGCUGGAAAGUUCAGUCGUGGAGAGGAGUUGAUGCAGAGAAUGGAGAAUGAAGGCUGCAAACCAAACUUCCAGACAUACAAUAUGAUGAUACGCUAUUAUUCAGAAUGCAGCGAGAUUGACAAAGCCUUGUGUUUGUUUGGGAAGAUGGGGAGUGGAGAUUGCUUGCCAAACCUGGAUACUUAUAACAUACUGAUAAGUGGAAUGUUUGUGAGAAAAAGAUCAGAAGAUAUGGUGGUCGCUGGUAAACUGUUACUUGAGAUGGUUGAGAGAGGGUUUAUACCCCGGAAAUUCACAUUUAAUCGAGUUCUGAACGGGCUUCUUCUGACAGGGAAUCAAGCUUUCGCAAAGGAGAUCUUGAGAUUGCAGAGUAAAUCUGGUAGCCGGCUUCUCCGGAAGUUCAGGUUAUGAAUCUCCUUAUCUGCUUGUGAGAGGGGAAACUUCGUGCUAUGCUUUCAUCAAUCAGUACUAUACGCUGCAUUGCACUUAAUGCGGAUUAAACUAGGAAAGGCAUGCAUAGGUGUACAAUCUUAAAAGAGCUUCAUUGGAUAAAGCAAGAACAGUGCAGUUACAAUGCCAAACUACAAAAUGCUUUAUUAUCAUGGGCAAAAAUUCUGUGUGCCUUUUACAGUAGCUGUGACUGUGAGUAAAGAUAAUGAAAUUUAAUACAAAGUUGGAAAA
Capsella rubella is the source of this 1741-nucleotide messenger RNA. Its product is annotated as pentatricopeptide repeat-containing protein At1g74900, mitochondrial. Lineage: Eukaryota; Viridiplantae; Streptophyta; Magnoliopsida; Brassicales; Brassicaceae. The coding region runs from base 29 to 1471 and encodes 480 amino acids. Gene Ontology annotation, molecular function: protein binding. The transcript has a single exon. The record is from RefSeq and is a predicted model, not a curated record.